AUGCCCCAGUUGACUGCGUUCCUGCGGCAGGUCGUCAAGGAGACCGAGCGGGUGGUCUCCUAUUUCUUCAAGGGCGGCGAGAUGGAAGAGGUUGGCACCCACCUGGAGAACCCAGUGACCUUCCUGGAGCAGGACCACGGCAGCGGGAAUGGGCUGAGGUACGGGCUGGGCGCCAUGCAGGGGUGGAGGGUGGAGAUGGAGGACACCCACUGCACCGCCUCCUGCCUGCCCGCCCCGCUGGGCGCCUGGUCCUUCUUCGCCAUCUUCGACGGGCACGGGGGGUCGAGGGUCGCCCGCUACUGCUCGGAGCACCUGCUGGGCCAGGUGGUGAGCAACUGGGGCGCGGAGGAGGGGGGCCGGCCCUCGGUGGAGAGGGUGAAAAGCGGGACCCGGGCAGGCUUCCUGCAGAUCGACAGCCGCAUGCAGCGGCACUGGCGCCGCUCCGGCGGGCGCUGCGGCGGCUCCACAGCCGUGGCCGUGACCGUCUCGCCCACCCACCUCUACUUCGUCAACUGCGGCGACUCGCGGGCUGUCCUGUGCCGCGGCGGCAGCACCCGCUUCUACACCGAGGACCACAAGCCCUCCCUCCCCCGGGAGCACGAGCGGAUCCGGAGGGCGGGGGGCACAGUCACCCUGCAGCGGGUCAACGGCUCCCUGGCCGUCUCCAGGGCCCUGGGGGACUUUAGCUUCAAGGCCGCGGAGGAGAGAGGCCAGACCGAGCAGCUCGUCUCUCCCGAGCCCGAGGUCUACGAGAUCGAGCGCUCCGACGAGGACCAGUUCGUCAUCCUGGCCUGCGACGGCGUCUGGGACAUAAUCAGCAACGAGGAUUUAUGCCAGUUUGUCUGCUCGAGGCUCCAGCUCACUGAAAACCUCGAGGAUGUCUGCAGCCAGGUUAUUAACGUCUGCCUCUACAAGGGAAGUCGGGACAACAUGAGCAUAAUCCUCGUCUGCUUCCCAAAUGCACCCAAAGUAUCGGAGGAGGCAAUGCGCAGGGAGGAGGAACUGGACAUGAGCAUCAAGCAAAGAGCGAUAGAGAACUUCAAUCAGCAGCUGGAAGAAGGAGAGCCCAGCCUGUUCUACCUGAUGCAAAGCUUAGCACUGGAGGAAAUCCCGAACCUCCCACCGGGUGGAGGACUCUCCAGCAAGUGA
Carcharodon carcharias (great white shark) is the source of this 1149-nucleotide messenger RNA. Its product is annotated as protein phosphatase 1B-like. The coding region runs from base 1 to 1149 and encodes 382 amino acids. The transcript is spliced from 3 exons. The record is from RefSeq and is a predicted model, not a curated record. Gene Ontology annotation, biological process: positive regulation of canonical NF-kappaB signal transduction; negative regulation of canonical NF-kappaB signal transduction; protein dephosphorylation. Lineage: Eukaryota; Metazoa; Chordata; Chondrichthyes; Lamniformes; Lamnidae. Gene Ontology annotation, cellular component: nucleus; cytosol. Gene Ontology annotation, molecular function: magnesium ion binding; manganese ion binding; protein serine/threonine phosphatase activity.